Molecule: messenger RNA, 294 nt
Organism: Ylistrum balloti
Lineage: Eukaryota; Metazoa; Mollusca; Bivalvia; Pectinida; Pectinidae
Product: tyrosine-protein kinase CSK-like
Exons: 3
Coding region: 1-294 (97 amino acids)
Biological process (GO): protein phosphorylation; multicellular organism development; cell surface receptor protein tyrosine kinase signaling pathway
Cellular component (GO): signaling receptor complex
Molecular function (GO): transmembrane receptor protein tyrosine kinase activity
Source: RefSeq, a predicted model, not a curated record
AUGAAGUGUGACGAGAUGAUGGGGAAGGUCAACGAAGGUCAGAGGAUGGAAGCUCCAGCCCGAUGUCCACCAGCCGUCUAUGAUGUUAUGAUGCUUUGCUGGCAUAAGGACCCGGAAUCUCGACCUUCCUUUCAAAGGUUGUGUGAAUACAUCGAGAAAAUUAGAAAGAAUGUAUGCAUAAUUAUCGAUGGAAGAGGUGAUGUUAGUAAUGAUGACGAUGACAACGACUCCAUUAACAAACUUCCUGUAUGGCACUACAAUGGAAACUACGCGAUAGAGGAGGAUUCUGUGUAG